Heterobasidion irregulare TC 32-1 is the source of this 890-nucleotide messenger RNA. RefSeq lists its product as uncharacterized. The record is from RefSeq and is a predicted model, not a curated record. The transcript has 3 exons. Gene Ontology annotation, biological process: protein targeting to vacuole; late endosome to vacuole transport via multivesicular body sorting pathway. NCBI's taxonomy places the organism in Eukaryota, Fungi, Basidiomycota, Agaricomycetes, Russulales, Bondarzewiaceae. Bases 18 to 581 code for a protein of 187 amino acids. Gene Ontology annotation, cellular component: Vps55/Vps68 complex; fungal-type vacuole membrane.
CGACCGAUUGCACGACGAUGUCGCUGCCCCGCGCGAACUACGACCCCCGCCGCGUCUGCCUCAACCCGUUCCCGAACUUCACGCUCCCGUUCACUAAACACAGGCGCACCAUCGGCGUUUAUCUCGCAGGCGGCCUCUUCGCGCUCGCCAUCUGGACAUUCCUCGACGCCGCCGUGCUCUCUGCGCACGCGCGCCCACCCGCCGGCGAGCCGGACCGCCCCGCGCCCGUGCACGUUACCUUCGUGGACUGGGUGCCGGGGCUGUGCUCGCUGCUGGGGAUGCUCGUGAUCAACGUGAUCGACAAGGACCGCGUGCGCGGGGAGGACGUCGGGUAUGGGGACGCGGGCGCGGUGUGGCGCGCGAGGGCGGUGUUGUUCGUGGGGUUCGCGCUGAUGGCGGGCGGGUUGGCGGGGAGCGUGACGGUGCUGGUGCUCAAGUACGUGCUGCACGCGUACCCCGAGGAGUUCCUGUACUACGGCUACGCGAACGUGUCGCAGAACGUCGCGUUCAUGCUCUCGGCCAUCGUCCUCUGGAUCGCGCAAAGCGCGCCGAGCGAGUACGAGUACAGCCUCUCGAUCUGAGCGAGCGCUGUGGCGUCGGCGGAGGCAGCGUGUGUCUGUGUAUGUAUGUAUGUGCGCCGUGCAAAGUGCUACAUAUGUCGAUUGUGCGUAUGUACGGCCUGUAUCCCUCUCUCUGUCUCUGUCCCCCUCUCUGCUUCUGUUUCCGUGCUCCGUGCUCCGUGCGCCGUGUCGCCGUUGCUCGCGUCUCGUCUCGUCUCGGCUCGUUUCGUCUCCGGUGGUGGUAGGAUAGCGGUAACGGGUAGCUAAUCGGGGCGGUGUUAGUGUAUUGAACUGUGGACGCCGUUUAUCUUAAUCUUCUUUUUUGCUGCG